Messenger RNA from Pieris rapae (cabbage white), 1770 nucleotides. RefSeq names its product pyruvate kinase-like. Lineage: Eukaryota; Metazoa; Arthropoda; Insecta; Lepidoptera; Pieridae. The transcript has a single exon. Gene Ontology annotation, biological process: glycolytic process. Gene Ontology annotation, cellular component: cytoplasm. Gene Ontology annotation, molecular function: potassium ion binding; magnesium ion binding; pyruvate kinase activity. The coding region runs from base 71 to 1768 and encodes 565 amino acids. The record is from RefSeq and is a predicted model, not a curated record.
AGAUAUUUAAUUUUUUUUGAGAUAAUAUUCUAUAUUAUUUAUCAAUAACAUUAAAAUAAUUACUAAUACUAUGGCUUUGCCGUGGCAUAUACCAUUGGAAGCUUUACCUUCUUACAGAGAGAAAGAGCGCUCUAUUGAACCGUCUUUAAUAAAACAUUAUAGUAAAUUGAACGUACACGAAAACCCAUGUGAGGAAUUGCAAACAGGUCUUCUUUGUGAAAUUGGUAUAAAUAAUAAAGAGCCUACGACUAUACAACGCCUCAUUGCAGCUGGAAUGACUGUUGCUCGUUUGAAUAUCCGUGAUUUGGAACCGGACGCUUGUACACAAUUGCUACAAAGUAUUAGACAAGCUGUAUAUAAUUACAGUGCUGAAUUAGAAUAUGUUUAUCCUUUGGCGCUUUUAGUCGAUGUAAGAGGUCCAGACAUAAUCACUGGGGAACUUAAAGGUGGACCACAUACAACCAUUGAGCUAAAGGAGCAUGAUUUAAUAAGAUUGACUAUAGAUACCAGUUGGCGGGAAAGUGGCACUGUCGAUUGUUUAUUUGUUGGAUAUGACCAUUUAACUGACUUACAAACUGGGGACUUGAUAUUUAUAGAUUGUUUAACAUCAGGUAAAGUUAAAUUAAUAGUCGAUGAAAUUGGUGAUGAUUCUAUCGAAUGUACAAUUGCAACGGGUGGCGUAAUUGGAGCAAAAAUGGCUGUUCAUAUUUCAAAAGUUCCACAUGAGAUAAAUACUAAAAAAUUGAACAAAAGUAUUGAAUCGCUAUCUUAUAGCGAAUCUUUAGAACAACCCUUCGAGCACAUUGAAGAGCAAAUAGCAUUUGCUAUAGCUUCGGAUAUUGAUGGCAUUUUAGUACCUAACACUCAAACACCGCAAGAUAUUCGAGUAGUUAAAGAUAUUUUAUCUGAAAAGGGUAAACAUAUUCUCGUUUUUGCUUGUAUUGAAACUGUUUUAGGAUUUGAUAAUAUAGAAAGUUUGUUAGUUGAAUCCGACGGCCUUUAUGUGGACAGAUGUGUAUUAAGCACUGAUUUACCAGUAGAAAAAAUAUUCAUUGCGCAAAAAUCUAUUUUGGCAAAAUGUAACUCUAUUGGUAAGCCAUGCAUAUUUAAAGCUGUUCUGAAUGAACAGAUUCCUACACUAUGUGUAAACGAUAUCGCCAACAUUGUAUUGGACGGCGCAGACGUCUUAUCGCUAGAACUGCACUACGAUUCGCCAUUGAAAAAGUUAGUACCGGGCUACGAUGCAGUAAAAAUGGCCGAGAAUUGUGUUGCUGCUGCUGCAGUUAUUUGUAGACACGCAGAAAGAAUUAUUUGGAGACCAAAAAUUUAUGGUGUAACCGAACUUAUGCAGACAUCUUUUGAAGAGCCUACAAAAGCAAUUGGGGUGACCGCUGUUGAGCUUGCUACGCGUUCUAGAGCAGUUGUUAUAAUUUGUCUCACAAAUUCUGGACGCACUGCAAAAAUUCUUUCGCAUGCCAAGCCCUCUUGUCCGAUAGUAGCAGUGACUAGAGCAUGUCAUACAGCAAGACAAUUACGUUUUUGGAGAGGUGUUCGUGCUAUGCAUUACUUUGAGACCGCUAAAACUACUUGGCCAUUGGAAGUAGAUUCACGUAUACACGCUGCUCUGGAUUAUUGUAAAGCAAAAAGAAUAUUACGCGCGGGAGAUGCAUACGUAGUAGUGACAGGAUCAAGGCGCGGGGCAGGUUAUUGUGAUACUAUAAGAUUGUUAUAUGCUAGUGCUCGAGAAACAGUUCCAGUAGAAUUCUGACA